Molecule: messenger RNA, 1445 nt
Organism: Aquila chrysaetos chrysaetos
Lineage: Eukaryota; Metazoa; Chordata; Aves; Accipitriformes; Accipitridae
Gene: SLC51A
Product: solute carrier family 51 subunit alpha
Exons: 9
Coding region: 176-1195 (339 amino acids)
Biological process (GO): bile acid and bile salt transport
Cellular component (GO): endoplasmic reticulum membrane; plasma membrane
Molecular function (GO): transporter activity
Source: RefSeq, a predicted model, not a curated record
GGGAGAGGGAGGGGAGCGCCGGUGGCUGCUGGUUAAACUGGAACGAGGCGCGGCAGCCUCCCCGCAGUCCCUGCCCUGGGGACUCUGACCCCGUGGGCCGGCGAGGGAAGCCGAGGCAGGCGGUGCCGAGCAGCCCCGCGGCCGCUGGGACAGAGCCAGGGAGAAGCAGAGCAGGAUGGACCCCGCCAUGGAGCUGGCAGAGGACCCCAGGUUCCCCCGCCCGUUGGUGGAGAUGCUGAUCAGAAACUUCAGCGUGCCGGCAGCCUGCUUCUCCCUGCCGCCUACCUCCCGGCACCUGCUGCAGCAGCUGGACACGGCCCAACUCGCCAUCAUGGGCCUCGCCACCAUCAUGACGCUGCUGUCGGUCGCGAUCUUCGUGGAAGAGGCUUUCUACCUCACCCGCAAAAUCCGCUGCCCCAUCAAGAUGAAGACCCUCUGCUGGAGCAGCUCGGCCCCUACGGUUGUGUCCGUGGUCAGCUGCUUCGGGCUGUGGAUCCCGCGCUCCAUGAUGGUGGUGGAGAUGGCUACCACGAUGUACUUUGCCAUCUGCUUCUACCUCCUGAUGCUGGUCAUGGUGGAGGGCUUCGGGGGGAAGGAGGCGGUGCUCAGCACCCUGAAAGAUGUGCCCAUGGUGGUCAGCACGGGGCCCUGCUGCUGCUGCUGCCCCUGCCUGCCCCGAAUCACCAUGAGCAGGAGAAAGCUUCAACUGCUGAUGCUGGGGACUUUCCAGUAUGCCUUCUGCAAGGCAGUCGCCGUCUUCCUGGGGCUGGUCCUGGCUACCGACGGGAACUACAACCCUGCUGACAUCUCGGCGGAGAGCGUGGCCCUCUGGAUCAACACAGUGGUCGGUGCCUCCACCCUCUUUGGGCUGUGGGCCCUGGGCAUCCUCUUUCGGCAGGCCCGGCUGCACCUUGCCGAGCAGAACAUCCAGGCCAAGUUCUCCUGCUUCCAGGUCCUCCUCCUCCUGACGGCACUGCAGCCCGCCAUCUUCAGCAUCCUGGCCAACAAUGGCAACAUCGCCUGCUCGCCGCCCUUCUCCUCCAAGGCCAGGUCACAGCAGAUGAACGUACAGCUGUUGAUCCCUCAAACCUUCAUCUUGGCAGUGGUGACACGGAUGUACUACCGCAAGCAGGAUGACAAGCCGGGCUACCAGCCCGUCAGCUUUGCACCCGCAGGCACCAACGUCAAGGCGUGAGCAGGAGGGAGCAACUGGGGUGCCGAGGGGCAGAGCGAGGCGAGGGGCUGGUCUGCCCUGUACAACCAUCUCCUCCUCCUCCGGCCCUGGGGAGCUGCUGGCAGCAGAGGAGGCAGAGGGGGAAAGGGCAUCUCGGCAUGGGGUGAAAGUGUCUGAACACUGAAAGCCACAAGCCAAAGGGAUCCGUGAAGCCACCUCCAACCUGGGGAGGCUUUUGUGUGGCAGCGAAUAAAGAUAAAUUUGUACCCGA